Naumovozyma castellii is the source of this 249-nucleotide messenger RNA. RefSeq names its product cytochrome c oxidase subunit VIb (gene COX12). The transcript has a single exon. The record is from RefSeq and is a predicted model, not a curated record. The coding region runs from base 1 to 249 and encodes 82 amino acids. Lineage: Eukaryota; Fungi; Ascomycota; Saccharomycetes; Saccharomycetales; Saccharomycetaceae.
AUGUCUGAUAAAACAGAAUCGCCAUUACAUACUGUCGGAUUUGAUGCCAGAUUUCCACAACAGAAUCAAACCAAACAUUGCUGGCAGGCGUAUGUGGAUUACCACAAGUGUAUUAACAUCAAAGGUGAAGAUUUUGCUCCAUGCAAAGUGUUUUGGAAGACGUAUUCUGCACUAUGUCCAGUAGACUGGGUUGAAAAAUGGGAUGAACAAAGAGCAAACGGUACCUUUGCUGGUGAUGUCAACCCAUAA